Molecule: messenger RNA, 1437 nt
Organism: Durio zibethinus
Lineage: Eukaryota; Viridiplantae; Streptophyta; Magnoliopsida; Malvales; Malvaceae
Product: homeobox protein knotted-1-like 6
Biological process (GO): regulation of DNA-templated transcription
Cellular component (GO): nucleus
Molecular function (GO): DNA-binding transcription factor activity, RNA polymerase II-specific; DNA binding
Source: RefSeq, a predicted model, not a curated record
UUUCCCAUCCCUUAGCUUGGACAGCAUCUCUUUUUUUUUUUUAUAUCUUUGCCUAAAAAUACACUCCCCAUCACCACUAUAAGUUCAUCUCUGCCACUCCAAUUCCAGCAAAUCCAGUCUUUCAGUUUUACUUUUCAAAGUUAAAACAAACAAAAGUUAAUAUUAACAAAAUUCUCCGACCGAUCAUAACCGUUAUUUUUACCCCAAACCCAAUAUUCAUCCAAACCUAUUUACUUCUCUAAUCCAAUUAGCUUCAGCUAUUAUCAUUGAUUUUCUCAAGUUUUGCUCAUUUUAUUAUUAGUUUAUUUUUCUUUUUUGCCUUGAAAGAACGCUCACUUUCAUGGAUGAAAUGUACGAUUUCUACUCCACGGGAGAGUAUGCUGACAAAGCGUUGAUGUCACCAGAAAACCUUAUCCUUCCAUCUGAUUACGAAGCUUGGCUUUGCUCUUCGGAUCGGGUUCCCAUGUUUGGAUCCGACGAGUUAAUAUCUGCUGCCUCUGCCAUAUCCGAAGCUGCUUCCAUCACCCCUGAAAUUCAACGAGAAGAAGACAUGUCAAGCGUGAUGAAAGCCAAAAUCGCUUCCCACCCUUCUUAUCCUUGUUUGGUCGAAGCUUAUAUUGGUUGUCAGAAGGUUGGGGCACCUCCGGAGAUUGCAAGUAUAUUAGAUGAUAUUCUGAGAGAGAACGAUGUUAACAAGCGAAAUAUCGUCCCAACGUGCUUGGGAGCCGAUUCUGAGCUCGACGAGUUCAUGGAAACUUACUGCGAUAUGUUGGUGAAAUAUAAAUCUGAUCUUUCAAGGCCUUUUGAUGAAGCGACCACCUUUCUAAAGAAGAUUGAAAUGCAGCUUCAAAACCUGUGCACGGGUGCCUCCAUUAGAAGACCUUCUGAUGGAAGUGCUGUAUCAACAGACGAAGAUUUUAGUGGUGGGGAGGUAGAUGCACAAGACGCACAGCCGAGAAGUGAAGACGGAGGGCUGAAAGAUAGGCUGAUUCGUAGAUUUGGCAGUCACAUUAGCACCUUGAAGAUGGAGUUCUCAAAGAAGAAGAAGAAAGGAAAACUACCAAGAGAAGCAAGACAAACAUUGCUUGAGUGGUGGAAUGUUCACUAUAAAUGGCCAUAUCCAACGGAAGCUGAUAAGAUAGCAUUGGCUGAGUGCACGGGACUGGACCAGAAACAAAUCAACAAUUGGUUUAUAAAUCAAAGAAAGCGACACUGGAAACCAUCUGAGAGCAUGCAAUUCGCUGUUACGGAUAAUAUGUCUGGACAAUUCUUGGCAGACGACUGAGAGGCAACUACAAUAUUAUUCUCAAAUGGAUAUCCAUAUCAUCAACUAUAUAUACUUUAAAUUAGCUUGUUUUGCCUUUGCCUUCCAUUCCAUGUAUAUUUUGAAUGCAAGAAUGUAUUGCGGACUUCACUGAGAUUGGAAUAUGCUUAUUU